UUAUAGACCAUUGACAUAGGAAAUAUUUCUAUCUCAAUGUUAUAGAUACAGUCGAUUUACAAAGAAAGAAUAAAGCACACUACCUAUUCAUAUGUGUGACUGUUAUGACUGUUGUAGCCGACAGUAGGCAGUUGUUGUAGGUACCUUCUAUUGUGCGAAUUAGACUUGUGAUGUGUAGUGUUAGUGUACACAAUUUUACACGUUAUAGUGUUUCUAGCAUCUUGGUAUUAUGCUGAUACUCUACACCAACACCAAACCUAUUUAUCUUGUCAUGUCAACUUCUGAUUGUGGACGUAAACGUAGUGCUUAUAUUCUCUUUCAUUGUGGAUUGUGAGUGUGAUUGUGAAGUUUGUUCGUCGGUCUAACUUUAAUCAGAAUUACAAAAAUGGCUUUAGUUGCAUACGAAAACAGUGACUCGAGUGACUAUGAGGAGGAAGGGAAUAGUGAUUCCACAAUCGCGGUUUUCAACAACAAAACUGAAAUUAAGCACGAUCCUGAUCCAGCAGUUUUAAAGCAUGUAAAAACAAUAGAGGAUGAACAAGAGCCAGAGCCUCAAAAAAAUGAACAAAGCUUAUUUAAUUUCUUACCACAACCAUCAAAACAGAAACCAGCUGUUAUUGAAGAGGAUGAUGAGUUCCUACACAAGAAAGAAACAACAAAUGUUGUUAAACCUAAAGCCAGGAUAACAGUACCCUCCCUGAACGAUUUCAAAGACGUCAAGGACAGCCCCAUUAUUGUUAAAUCAAGAGUACCAGCUGAUAAAAAAUCUGGCUUGCUAAGUAUGCUGCCGCAGCCAAGGAAUGGAGUUAAGUCUACUACAGUGUCAUUAAUACCACAAGUACUCAAAAAGAAGCCUGAAAUUCCUGUAAAGAAAGUACCAUUACCUACACCACCUAAAAAAUGUAAAGUUGAUAGCACACCUCUUGUGAGUGAAUACUCAGAUGAGAGUGAUAGUGAAGAUCUGCAGAAUGACUUCUUCUCAAUACACAAACCUGUAGAAUUACCUGAUGCUGUGCAACUACCUUUAGACAUAGAUCAUAAUACUAAGAAGCACGACAAACAUCAAGGCAUUGAGUCUUUCUUCAAAAAGGAGGAAGACAUGAAACAUGUGGUAUUGGAGCCAGACUAUGAUCAAAGCGUAGAAGAACAGGCUGCAGGUGGUUCUAGUUAUGAUGCUGCUGCAUAUGGUGCUGAGGGUUCCAACAAUGAUGUACUACUUAAUGAAGAAGCUAUCCUGAAGCUGUGUGGUGCUCGUGGCAAACGGAAACGCGAGGAGAUUCAGAUAGUAGAUGUGAAUCAAGCAGAGGUGUUGGCGAAUGCGCGGGAAAUGCUGAUGAAGGGAUUGAUGGACGACACGACUAAGCGUGUGUCUGCUAGUAAAAAGAAAGGAAAUGAGCCAACCACGCAACAGAGGAGAAAGCACCAAAUCACAUAUUUGGCUUAUCAGGCCAAAGCAAAUGAAGCAGAAUUACAGAACCAAUGGGCCAACAACAGGAUGUCAAAAAGACAAACACAAGCCAAAUAUGGUUUCUAGCACAAGACCACUCGGGUCGGGGAGGGUUCCAUGACACAUGGGUAUUGUCUGUGAUUGAGACAAUAUUCAAACCACCCAUUUGUAAGCCUUUGACUGCCGCCUGUGAAUAAUAUAUAUUGAUGUCAUUUUAAAAAUAAUAAAUAAUACUUCUGUGAAAC
Messenger RNA from Spodoptera exigua (beet armyworm), 1692 nucleotides. The record is from the annotation of a GenBank genome assembly. NCBI's taxonomy places the organism in Eukaryota, Metazoa, Arthropoda, Insecta, Lepidoptera, Noctuidae.